Molecule: messenger RNA, 900 nt
Organism: Dreissena polymorpha
Lineage: Eukaryota; Metazoa; Mollusca; Bivalvia; Myida; Dreissenidae
Exons: 3
Coding region: 4-501 (165 amino acids)
Source: RefSeq, a predicted model, not a curated record
ACAAUGCGGUUCGUAUUGACUUUGUUAACUUCUGCGGUUAUAUUUACAAUCGCUAAAGCCGGAGAGUUCUGUACCACUGAUUUAGAGUGGCGAUACUGCUACGAUGGCUGCUGCAGUUCAUACCUCGGCUUCUACUCCCUCUAUAAGUACUGUUGCACUGACAGUUACAUCAGCGGCGGCGCCGUCGUCGGUAUCAUCGUCGGCUGUAUCUGUGCUGGCGGUGUACUGACGACGCUGAUCUACUACUUCGUGUGUUACCGACCAAAUCAGCGGGCUCGCGUGAAAAACCAGUCGGGCGCUCUCCCCGGUCAGGCCGGGAAUCAACCAGUUUCGUACCCUGUACAGAUCGGGACUGAAAUUGCUUCUUACCCUGGCCAGAGCGGGACCACGAACUCAAUAUUCUACACAAAUACAAGCAGCGUGCCGCCUCCUGCUUCAUACUCGCAGAAUAAUCAGAAUUACUCCGAUCCCCUUCAGCGGACAUACAAGGGCGUGUUCUAACGCCAGAGAUGCAACCCGCCAUAGCUAUAGACACGUGACUUUUUAUGAUCUGUGUUGGGAGAAUAAAGCGCAACCCAGUUAACAUUUAUAAUGAUGUCUUUUUAAAUGAUUUACCAUUUUUAAUGGGAUAAAGUGGAGAGCCUUCUGAUUUGUGAGAGUUUUCUAUAGGUAUCAUGAUCUUUUUAAACAAAUAAGUAUUUUUUCAGUAAAGUGCAACCGCGCGUUUGAACGGUUGUCGGAUCAGUGUAGGGACUUCAUAUUACAAACGCGCGGUUGCAUUUUAUUUAUUUUAUUGUUGUUGCAUAUGCAAAGAUUUAAAAGGAUAAGCAACUCUUAACCACGCAUGAUUCAAGUUGUUUUAGUGCGUUAAUACAAACACACACACAUACACACACACGC